Molecule: messenger RNA, 1477 nt
Organism: Haliotis rufescens (red abalone)
Lineage: Eukaryota; Metazoa; Mollusca; Gastropoda; Lepetellida; Haliotidae
Product: zinc finger matrin-type protein 5-like
Exons: 4
Coding region: 75-617 (180 amino acids)
Cellular component (GO): U12-type spliceosomal complex
Molecular function (GO): zinc ion binding
Source: RefSeq, a predicted model, not a curated record
UCUAUCCCGAGAUUAGAGUUACCUACCCGUGGAUAUCACGAAAACUGUGUACAAAACCUCGGAAAACUUCGACGAUGGGAAAACGGUAUUAUUGUGAUUAUUGCGAUAAAUCUUUUGCAGAUAACGCAACCAACAGGAAGAAUCAUUUGAUGGGUGUAUAUCAUCAAAAGCAAAAGAAAGCCCAUUACGAUUCUUUCAUAAAAAGAGAUCCGGCCAAGGUCUUAGCGGAGUCUUCCAAACUACCAUUGUGCCACAACUUCAAAACUACAGGGGAAUGUCAUUAUGGUGUCAACUGCCGGUGGUCACAUGUGACGGACAAGGUCAGGGAAGAACUAGAGAAUGAAAUCAGGAGUAGGAGAGAGGCCACACAGAAGCAGCGGCAAGAGGAGGAGAAGGUGCCCACACUUGAGGAAUGGCUGGACAAACGGUCCAAGAAACUGAAGACUGAAGAAGAUGUGAAGAGUGGCAUCACAGAACCAUCGGAUGAAGCAGCAGUGUUCCAGCUGCCGGUGUGUUCACUACCUCCAGUCCUUGCCAACAUCCCCAACCUGCCCCCCUCGCUCCUGCCCCCACCCCCAGAUGCUUACAAGUAUCUGCCCUUGGAGGAGUGGGGAUGAGAGGGGAACUAGAGGUACAUGGGAAGGAGCUUGGCCCUGUUCCAUACAGUGAUCAUAGUGCAAGAUAUCAUCAAUCUAUGUCACAAUGUUGUAGUCAUGACUGCCAUCGUAGACCAAAAUCCCAAUUUGGACCGAGGUCCACAGGGCGGUGAUCACAUUGCCAUCUUAGCACAACUGACGUGACUGUCUUUUCAGUAACAUUAAAACUUUCAGUGGUCACAGUGCUAAGGUCUUUGUUGUAUGAGGCUCCAGGCAGUGAUAUUAGAGAUAUGUAAGCAAUAUAUUUCAAUGUAUGAUUCCUGACCAACAUGACUGAACUUAAUCAUGCAAGUAGUACUUUGUCGUAUCACAGGUUGAUUUUGAAAAGGGUGGUUGGGUGCACACAACCCAAGCCACUAAAUGAAUAGAUGUGAUAUAUAGACCCUGACAUUGGCUGAAGCAUGUGUCUGAAAAAGAGGGUUGUGCCCCUCUGGUAACCCCUUGUCAUGUUGUUCAGAAUAGAUCCCCAGUACCUCAUGUGGGGAUCCCUUCAAAAGUCAAGUUUCCACCCUUGCCGAACUACGCUGGAAUUACGUGGUUCGAUUGUAGCACCGCCCCUAUUGAUAAUAGUUACGAGUCAGUUAUAUUCCCCUUCUACACUGCUGAUUUCUAUAAAUAAUCUGUGAGAUACACAAGAAAUUUUGGACUCGUGUAAUUUUCGGUCUCAGCAGGUAACUUACAGAUCAUACCCAGAAACAUCUGGUUUAGAAUAGGUCUUCAGCUACCCAUGCUUGCUGUAAAAGGCGACUAACGGGAUCGGGUGGUCAGGCUCCCUGACUUGGUUGAUGCAUGUCAUCGAUCCCAAUUGCCUGGAUGGAUGC